CUUCCGGGAGCUCCGUCUCCUUUCAGACGAGGUCUUCAUGAUCUCUGCCGUUCGCUUCGCGGUCAGCGCCUGAAGGAAAGCUGAGAAACGAGCGUCUGGACGCUGCACUUAUUGCGCGUCAGCGCCGCUCGACACAGGUUCGUCGUGUAUUGAAGCGGAAACAAACACACGGUUUAAGCAGUUAUAUAGAUACGCGUGCAGCCAAAGAAACGCCUAAGAAGUGGGUGUCCUGAAAGAGCAAGCAGGGAGCAAUGAGAGAGAAGUCUAUUAUUGGAUGUAUGGAGUCGGUGGAUUACAGUAAUCCAGAGCACCCUGACCGCCGGCGCUCACAGAGCACUAGACCUGAUCAUCAAGAUGGACGAGAAGAUGCUCGGCGUGUUUCUGCUGCUGCUGACUCAAGUUUUCAUUGGUGUAAACACACAGGGGGAGUUAGAGAUGCCGUGGCCUUAUGAAGAUGAGGAUGAGGUGAGUGUGAAGCAAGUGGCGGAGAAUCAAACGCCGACGGGCUGUAACUGCGAGUGUCAGGAACCGAGACCCACCGGGACUCCAGCCACCUGGACCUCCUCCAGCGCCACGCCAUCCACCCGCAGCCCUUACCUGGACUGCAUGCCGGAGUGUCCGUACCACAAGCCGAUGGGGUUCGAGUCCGGGUCGGUGAUGGCGGAGCAGCUUACCUGUUCAAGCCAGGAUCAGUAUGUGGGGUGGUUCUCCUCAUGGACCCCAAAUAAAGCCCGACUGAACAGCCAGGGGUUCGGCUGCGCCUGGCUGUCCAAGUUCCAGGACACGAGUCAGUGGCUUCAGAUCGACCUCCAGGAGGUGCGGGUGGUCUCGGGUAUCAUGACCCAGGGCCGCUGCGACGCCGACGAGUGGACCACGAAAUACAGCCUGCAGUACCGGACCCAAGACCACCUCAACUGGAUCUAUUACAAAGACCAGACCGGAAACAACAGGGUGUUUUAUGGGAACACGGACCGCUCCUCCACGGUCCAGAACCUGCUGCGUCCUCCCAUCGUGGCCAGGUUCCUGCGGAUCCUUCCUCUGGGCUGGCACACGCGCAUCGCCCUGCGCCUGGAGCUGCUCAUGUGCAUGAACAAGUGCGUCGCGGCUUGAGAGCGGCUUCAGCCACCUCCGCGCUAGAAUAAAGUCAGUAGGUAGGUGAUACCCGAUCUGUAGCUAAUAAACCGUUUGUGGUCGGGAACGAGACGACUGCUUUAUUAUCAGUGACUUGCUGAUCUUCGAAAACGUUUAACGCAAGGAGGACUGGUCCUUUGGCUU
Messenger RNA from Puntigrus tetrazona (Sumatra barb), 1275 nucleotides. RefSeq names its product retinoschisin 1b (gene rs1b). NCBI's taxonomy places the organism in Eukaryota, Metazoa, Chordata, Actinopteri, Cypriniformes, Cyprinidae. Bases 355 to 1110 code for a protein of 251 amino acids. The transcript is spliced from 7 exons. The record is from RefSeq and is a predicted model, not a curated record.